This is a messenger RNA of Cotesia congregata, 1803 nucleotides long. Lineage: Eukaryota; Metazoa; Arthropoda; Insecta; Hymenoptera; Braconidae. The record is from the annotation of a GenBank genome assembly.
AUGCGAUUUAUAGGAAUUAUUUUAUGCUGCUGUUGUGUAUUUACUGGUCACUUUUCAAAUGGAAGCAACAUUUAUUACUCGUCAGAAAUCAAAACGCGCCUCAUCAAUCAUACAAUGGAAUUGAUUAAUGAUGUUUUCAAGAAUAACUCGAACCCAGUGAUAAUAACUUUCGAUUUGGUUAAUGACCAAGUUGUAAGUCGAAAUAUCGAUAAUGGAAAUCCGCUGAUAGUAGUGAAUGGUGAUCUCAAACUUAAACAAAUCGAAGGGUAUCAUCCUAGCUAUCCUACAUACGUCAUCGAAUUUGAAUCUAUGCACAAUCUGGCAUCACUCAUUUUUGGGUUUAUGCGCUCAACAAUCUGGAGUUUAAAAUCACCGAUUUUCAUUCUUGACAUUUCUGAAGGGCCUCAUGAGGGAAACGCUGAUAUAAUUUUUCGGUUUUUUAGAAAGUUCGAUAUAUUGGUAUCAUAUUACUUAUAUGUAAAUAAAAAUUAUCAAAAUAUUAAUUUUGAUAAGACUCAGUACUUGGAUGGUCAUAAAAUAAAAUUAUUAGAAUAUUUUGGUUCAUCGAAUUUAACCGAACAGCGUAAACAGGAAAUGAUUUAUAUGAAUCUGAAACAUGUGAAAGACACUAAAGAUCUCUUUUUAUAUUCAUUACCUGAUUAUAUGAAAGUAACUACGUCACUCCAUAUGGUCGACGGCUAUUUUGAUAAUAAACAAAUAAAGUCUGGUUUUGAUAUCAACCUUUUCGGUCGUGAUUAUGAUGCCUAUAGUCGAAUGUAUCAACUAGCUGACACUAAUUAUAAAUUAACAGAUUUUGUGACGCAGUAUCGAGAAGUGCAUUUUUCAAUUUUAACUAAGAAUACUAAUUAUUUGACAGUAAUCAGAGAAAUUAACAUAAAUCUUACUUUUAUCUUUGCCACAAUCUUUGUGUUGUUACUCAUUCUACUGAUGAUAAUAAUAAAUAACAAAUUCCACGUGAGCCAAGGAAUUAUGGACAUUGUGAGCAUGUCGCUGGGCAUGGGGAUAAUGUCUCCAAUAAAACGUCUCUCGAUGAAGAUCACUUAUUUCUUUGGAUUUUUAUUCAUUUUUGUAGUGAUGCCCGAAUUCCAAGGUCAGAUCUCAGCGGUUCUAUCGCAACCAGCGCGACGUAAUGUUGAAACUUUAAAGGACUUAUUCGACAACAAGUACCAUGUAUUUUAUAAUGGGUUAUUGUUAAAUGACAUUAUGAAUGAAAAAUUGUGGGUAAACGAAGAGGACCAGAAAUACUUGCAUGCAUCAACUCAUCUCAAUUUGAUAAAAUGCGCAAUCGAAGCCCAACAAAAUUCAACUAUCGCUUGUAUCGAAUUCAUUCCAUAUCAACUUGAACACGCUUUAAAGUUUAAAAACCUUCAUGUAUCAAAGGAAAUUGUCUUCAAAAAAUAUUUCGUGUUUUGGACAAAGAAGUACUGGGCUCUGAAGGACAAAAUUGAUAAAGCUCGUGCGAUACCGGUGGAAAUAGGAUUGAUCAACCAUUACGAUAAGGAGAUAAAGCUAUGGAAGCAGAUUAAGAAGAGGGAAAAGAUCAAAGAAGCUGAAAACUAUGAACGUAUCGACUUUGAAAACUUGGUGUUUUAUUUCAUUAUGUUUGCGGCAAUUUCGCUGUGGAGUUUAAUCAUCUUUGGCAUUGAACUCAUUGUUCACCACAUUCACUCAAAAUAUAAAAGACACGAAAAGGAGCGACGACAGUUCAUAGAGAGAUUGAGAGGACAAACACGAAUUAUUUUUUGCCCGGAUCGGAUUGUUCCGUCAACCAGCCGCGAAUGA